Molecule: messenger RNA, 2708 nt
Organism: Erpetoichthys calabaricus (reedfish)
Lineage: Eukaryota; Metazoa; Chordata; Cladistia; Polypteriformes; Polypteridae
Gene: plscr3b
Product: phospholipid scramblase 3b
Exons: 9
Coding region: 315-1523 (402 amino acids)
Biological process (GO): plasma membrane phospholipid scrambling
Cellular component (GO): plasma membrane
Molecular function (GO): phospholipid scramblase activity
Source: RefSeq, a predicted model, not a curated record
AGAGGCGGGGAGCUGAGGCUGUUGCUUUGCUUGUUGGUGGGUUUUUUUGUUCUUUCUUUGUUUUCGAAUUAAAGCAGUCGAUUAUCUUGGAAAGAAGUCUCAUCGGAGUUUAAUUGCAACGAGAAGCGUGCUGCCUUUAAGGCGAGAUCAGUCAGACUUUGCUGAAUUAGUUGAAGAGCUGAUUGCCAUUGUGCAUCAGAUAGCUGAGGUCACAGACUCUACAAACUGAAGAGCUGUAUUGUCUGCUACAUCCUACAGCUUGUGAAAACAGCAGCCAGGCCGUUACAGAGAUAUCCGCUGUGAAACACCGCACCAUGUCUGCACCAGGAUAUCCUUCUCCUCAACAGCCCCCAUACCCCAUGCCUCAGCCGGGUGGUUACUCUCUGCCCCCUUAUCCUGUUCCACCUUCCAAUAAUCCAGCUGCUCCUGCCCCAGGAUUCAGUGUGUAUCCAGCAUCUCCAAUGCAGCCAGGAGGAUAUCAGCCGGGGCCGAAUGCACCGCCACCUCAGGGGUAUCAGCCGGGGCCGAAUGCACCGCCUCCUCAGGGGUAUCAGCCGGGGCCGAAUGCACCUCCUCAGGGGUAUCAGCCGGGGCCGAAUGCACCUCCUCAGGGGUAUCAGCCGGGGCCGAAUGCACCUCCUCAGGGGUAUCAGCCGGGCCCAAAUGCACCUCCUCAGGGGUAUCAACCAGAUCCAACUGCACCACCUCAGGGGUAUCAACCCUCACCUGGUCAUCCAAUGCAACCUGGCUACCACCAUGUACCAGGAGGUUUCCAGCCAGGCCCUGCAGCCACUCCCAAAGAUCCAAAUGCUGUGGUCACCCCUUUUGCUACAGUGCCUGCUGGUGUUCCACCAGGACUGGAGUAUCUUACACAGAUUGACCAGGUCCUCGUACAUCAGAAGAUUGAACUUUUAGAAGCUCUCAUUGGAUUUGAGACCAACAAUCAGUAUGAGAUCAAGAACAGCAUGGGCCAGAUGAUCUUCCAUGCCCAAGAGAAGAAUGACUGCUGCACACGUAAUUGCUGUGGCUCCUUGCGCCAUUUCAACAUCAAGAUCACUGACAACUUUGGCCAUGAGGUCAUUCAUCUGAUUAGACCCUUCAAGUGUGCCAGCUGCUGGUGCCCCUGCUGUCUGCAAGAGCUGGAAGUCCAAUCACCACCUGGAACUACAAUUGGGUUUGUGAUCCAGAACUGGCAUCCCUUCCUCCCAAAGUUCUCCAUCCAGAAUGCUUCUAAGGAGACUGUGAUGAAAGUCGUUGGACCAUGCAUGGCCUGCAACUGCUGUGGGGAUGUUAAUUUUGAGGUAAAGACCCCUGAUGAAAAUGCUGCCAUUGGCCGGAUCAGUAAACAGUGGAGUGGGCUCGUCAAAGAGAUGCUCACUGAUACUGACAACUUCGGAAUUCAGUUUCCCAUGGACCUGGAUGUCAAAAUUAAGGCUGUGCUCUUGGGGGCUUGCUUCCUCAUUGACUUCAUGUUCUUUGAGAAGGUGGGAGAAGCUAAUCAACGUCACACUGUCUUGUCUUGAGACAACACCUCUAUGUGGAGCCCAGUAAUCAGUCAUCCUGGAGUCAAAACUGUAGCCUCUGGCCUUUCCUGAUGAUUCACAAGCUCCUCUUGCCUUAACAAUGGGGGGAUAAAAAAAAAUACUUACUAAUCUUUAUUUUAAUUGAUAUUUUUUAAUUUAUUUUGUACUAGUAUUUUAGAGGUUUGUUUUGAAAUGUUGAGAAAAAAACGCAAAUUACUCUCUAGGAAAACCCAAACCAAAUAGCUGUUAGAGUCCAAAGUAGGGAACUGCCCUUGCCUUCCCGAUAGAGGAGUAUUAUGAUAAGUGGUCUUGUUCAAAGAGAGCCAUACUGUCGUCCAAAGCGUAUUCUCCACCAUCCAUCCAACUGCCACCCUUCUUAUUGUUUUUUGAUCCAAUAUGGACCCCAGUCAUUAAAUGCUCUGUUUCCCUCUGACUGGCUCGCCCUGCCCCCUAGACGAGAGGCAGAGCGAUGGUCCGCUCGUUCACUUACAGUUGGAGUUGAUGCCUUCUGUAAGUGGGCUGUUUUGUUUUUGCCGUGUUUCCAAAAUGGAUCAGACUGACAUUUCCCUUGGGGACUACGUCCACUUCCCAAGCACCUAUUUAGGGGUGUCUACUAAUCAGUAGGUAAAUAAUGUGCUGCAAAGUUGUGUUUUAAAGUUGCCUAAUUGUGUCAAAUAUUUAAUGCUUUGUUUUUAUGCAAAUACAUUGCCAGGAGGCCUUAUAGGUAUUUUCUGCUGUUGCAUGUUUUUUUUUUUUUUUUGUCUUUUAUAAGUAAUAUAAUGCCACAUUCAUACGACUCGUUGUUCUUGUACUUGCCUUAAUGCAAAAUUAUCCAUGUAUGGUGCCCCUGAAGGUGGUACACACGUUUUGUUGCCUUGUUGUAUGGUUCUGUAGGUAUUCUCCUUAUCAUGUUUCGUGGCAGAGUCUCCCCAAGUGGGCCAUAUGCAUGUUUUUAUCAAGAUUUAAAAUUUUUAAGUCGACAGGCCAUAUGUCUUGUGAUGUUAAGUUACAUGUAGAGUUCUACCAAAUUUCGAGCACUAGCUAUGGCGCUUUAACUGUUUUUGGUUCUUUUGCUGUAGUUUUGUUUAUUCUGUCAGACUUUGUCUAUCUUUUUGUAGAACUUCUAAUAAGAUCUUGACAUCUUUUUGAACACUUGUAACUAGAAUUAUUAGAAUAAAUAAAAUA